UAGAUAUCUGAGGGCUGAGGGGGUCUAAUUAUUAUAAUUUAAUAAUAUUCCAUUUAUUUAUACCCACUGGUAAUUAAAGAUUUGGUUAUUUGAAUUUGGAAAGUUUGUCUAUUUUUAUUUUAUUAAUCAGUUACUAAUGCAGGAAAGUUUGCCAUGUUAACACGGAGUAAAAGAUUCUCAACAGCUGCUGAUAAAGAAAACAGUAACAUAAAUUUAAUUCCGAUCAAAAAGGAAAUAAAAACCGAGCAGGAGGAGGUGACUGGAAUAUCACAUGGUUUCAUUUGUCCGCAAUGUGAAGCUCACUUCCUUUAUGAUGAGUUCUUUGUGGAACAUAUCAGAGAACAUCAUGGUGAAACGAUCAAUGAUAUGUCUACUAAAGAUGUCCUGUUAAACUCUUUACGAUCAUCAGAUAGGUUAGGGAAAGAAAAUACUUCUCUUGUUGGGAAAGCUUUUAAAUGUGACGAUUGUUCUUAUACCUGUAAUGAGAACAGUGAUCUUGUGAAACAUUUUAAAUGCAUUCACACGGGAGAGAAACCCUACAAGUGUAACCAAUGUUCAUAUUCUUGCUCUGAUAAAUCAAGUCUUAUUAUACACAAUCGUACUCACACGAGAGAGAAACCUUACAAGUGUAAGGAAUGUUCAUAUUAUAGUGCUCAGAAAGGUGAUCUCAAGAAACAUAUGAGGACUCACACAGGAGAGAAACCCUACAAGUGCAACGAAUGUUCGUAUUCUAGUGCUCAGAAAUGUUCGCUCACAGCGCAUAUAAGGACUCACACCGGAGAGAAACCCUACAAGUGUAAGGAAUGUUCAUAUUGUAGUGCUCAGAAAGGUGAUCUCAAGAGACAUAUGAGGACUCACACGGGAGAGAAACCCUACAAGUGUAAUGAAUGUUCAUAUACUUCCUCUGUUAAAUCAAAUCUUAUUACACACCAACGUACUCACAUGGGAGAGAAACCCUACAAGUGUAACCAAUGUUCGUUUUGUAGUGCUCGGAAAGGUGAUCUCACAUUACAUAUUAGGACACACACGGGAGAGAAACCCUACAAGUGUAAUGAAUGUUCAUAUACUUGCUCUGUUCAAUCUAAUCUUAUUAUACACCAACGUACUCACACGGGAGAGAAACCCUACAAGUGUAAGGAAUGUUCAUAUUCGUGUGCUCAGAAAGGUCAUCUCUCAUUACAUAUAAGGACUCACACUGGAGAGAAACCCUACAAGUGUAAGGAAUGUUCAUAUACUUGCUCUGUUAAAUCAAGUCUUGUCAGACAUCAACGUACUCAUACGGGAGAGAAACUCUAAAAUUGCCAGGAAUGUUCUUAUAUAACAACUUUUAUACUUGUUCUGAUCAGUCACACUUUAUUAGAUACCAGCGUAUUCACGGGUAAAGAAUGUCAGUUUACUUCCACUUUUAUAUUAUUAGUUGAACAACAACGAGGUAUGAUCUAUGGUUGCAUUUAAAGUUUAGAAAUAAUCUCCACCAAUGUUUAGAGCUAUGUUUGAAAUGAAUUUUUCUGAUUUUUAAAUGAAAGAAUUUUGCAGUUUGUUGCACAAAUAAGUAAGGAAUUAAUCAUA
Bolinopsis microptera is the source of this 1569-nucleotide messenger RNA. RefSeq names its product zinc finger protein OZF-like. The record is from RefSeq and is a predicted model, not a curated record. Gene Ontology annotation, cellular component: nucleus. Bases 154 to 1296 code for a protein of 380 amino acids. Lineage: Eukaryota; Metazoa; Ctenophora; Tentaculata; Lobata; Bolinopsidae. The transcript has a single exon. Gene Ontology annotation, biological process: regulation of gene expression.